This is a messenger RNA of Gymnodraco acuticeps, 1227 nucleotides long. RefSeq lists its product as uncharacterized. The transcript is spliced from 4 exons. Lineage: Eukaryota; Metazoa; Chordata; Actinopteri; Perciformes; Bathydraconidae. Bases 1 to 1197 code for a protein of 398 amino acids. The record is from RefSeq and is a predicted model, not a curated record.
AUGGCAUUGUCUGAGGAGCAACAGAGGGCAAUUCAGGUGGCUACCACUGGUCAGCGAACCAACCCAAACUGGCAUUUGUUCAGGAAAGGAAGGGUGACUGCCAGCAACUUUGGAGCUGUCCUGAGGUCAAAGCGUGUGACUGCUUCCCUUAUUGCCAGGGUGCUAGGGCAACAACAGGCCCUUGAUGGUGUUUUGUCUGUACAGUGGGGGACUAUGAAUGAAUGUGAGGGCGUCAGGGCAUUCACCACUGCAACCCAGAUGCAGGUCCAUGAGUCAGGUUGGUGGCUCUCCCAAUCAGGAUUGUUGGGGGCAUCUCCAGAUGGUCUGGUAGGGUCUUCCGCUGUGCUGGAGACAAAAAGAAAGAGAACAUCCUGCAGUUCGUUCACCAAGCUCCAGGGGGCCUCCUCGUGGCAUCCGGAUGAGGGAGGAUUCGUUUCCAGGGGUCUGGAUCAAGCCUCCUUUGACAACGCCAUCCACCACAUCAGAGGAACCCAUGCAACUUGGCCGAGCAAGACUUUCACUGGAGGAGCGGGAACGGCGCCUCCGCCAGGGCCUGUGUUUCUACUGCGGGCAUCGUGGACACCUGAUGGCCGCUUGCUCACUAAAAGACGGGGCUCCCCAGGCAAGAGGAGGGCGCUGGUGAGCCGACUAACUUCUGACUACUCUCCUCGUACGCUGACUCCUAUCCAAGUAAAAUUAGGAGAAGUUGAAGGGCUGUCUGUAGGAAGGGUUACUUCAGGUAGUGAGGUGGAGACGAAGGAAGUAACUCAUGACCAUGCCUCUGACUUACCAGACCUGCCCAAUGUUCCCUCCUGUUACCACAACCUGAGGGAGGUUUUCAGUAAGACUCGGGCCUCUACGUUGCCUCCUCAUCGACCUUAUGACUGUGCAAUUGACUUACUACCGGGUGCCCCCAUUCCCAAGGGACGUCUAUACUCAAUUUCUGGUCCUGAAAGACAAUCUAUGACGGAUUACAUUGACUCAUCUCUGAAGGCGGGCCUCAUUCGUCCAUCGUCAUCUCCUGCUGGCGCCGGAUUUUUCUUCGUGGGUAAAAAAGACGGAUCCCUCCGACCCUGCAUAGACUACUCUCCCCUGAAUGAUAUAACGGUAAAAAACAGAGUCCCAUGUUCAGCAUGUCCGCCAGGUCCUCCAAGGCCUUCUGGAAAACCAACUAUUCGUGAAGGCGGAGAAAUGUGAAUUUCACAAGACCACUGUCUCAUUCCUGGG